Molecule: messenger RNA, 2384 nt
Organism: Nematostella vectensis (starlet sea anemone)
Lineage: Eukaryota; Metazoa; Cnidaria; Anthozoa; Actiniaria; Edwardsiidae
Product: T-complex protein 1 subunit beta
Exons: 16
Coding region: 16-1809 (597 amino acids)
Biological process (GO): protein folding
Cellular component (GO): chaperonin-containing T-complex; cytosol
Molecular function (GO): ATP hydrolysis activity; ATP-dependent protein folding chaperone; ATP binding
Source: RefSeq, a predicted model, not a curated record
UGCAAAUGUGAGUCAAUGAAGCAAAAGAUAAGAGGAAAUGGGGAGAGGGGAAGGCAUUAUCCGCUACAUUUUAAACCUUGGAUUGUUUGGCAUACCAAACCGUUAAUAAAACUCGCAUCUGGACGGUGUAUUUUUUGGAUAGGAGACUGGAGGCUACACUGCCAACUCCGACUCGAAGGUAGACAUAAAAGACAGAAAAUGGUUUCCUUGAAUCCAGUGCAGAUUUUCAACCCAGGAACCGAGGAAGAAAGAGCGGAGACAGCUCGCUUGUCUUCAUUUGUAGGUGCCAUCGCUAUAGGAGACCUCGUCAAAAGUACCCUUGGUCCUAAAGGAAUGGAUAAAAUAUUGCAAUCGUUUGGUCAAAAUGGCGACAUCCAGGUUACAAAUGACGGCGCCACCAUUCUGAAGGCAAUUGGAAUUGAUAACCCUGCCGCCAAGAUCCUAGUAGAGCUGUCCAAGGUGCAAGACGAUGAAGUGGGCGAUGGGACCACAAGUGUCACCGUUCUUGCCUCGGAGUUGCUUAAGGAAGCAGAAAAACUUGUUUCCUGUAAGAUACACCCACAGACCAUUGUUGCUGGGUGGAGAAAAUCAGUAAAAGCUGCAGAGAAAGCCUUGGAAGCUGCCGCCGUGGACCACAGUAGCGACCCAGAGAAGUUCCGUGACGACCUGAUGAACAUUGCUCGCACAACGCUCAGCUCCAAGAUCCUAGUGCAGCACAGAGAUCACUUUGCCAAGCUGGCCGUGGACGCAGUACUCCGCCUCAAGGGAAGUGGUGACCUGAACGCCAUUCAGAUUAUCAAGAAGUUGGGUGGAGGGAUGGUCGACUCCUUUCUUGAUGAAGGAUUUUUAUUGGACAAGAAGAUCGGUGUCAACCAGCCCAAGAAGAUCGAGAAUGCAAAAAUACUGAUUGCAAACACACCCAUGGAUGCUGAUAAAGUCAAGGUUUUUGGCUCCCGUGUCCGAGUUGAUUCAACUGCCAAGAUUGCUGAACUAGAAAAAGCUGAAAAGCAAAAGAUGAAAGACAAAGUGGAGAUGAUCAUUAAACACGGCAUCAACUGCUUUGUCAACAGACAGCUGAUCUAUAACUACCCUGAGCAGUUGUUUGCUGACGCUGGAGUGAUGGCCAUAGAGCAUGCUGACUUUGAGGGCGUAGAGAGACUUGCCCUUGUCACGGGGGGUGAAAUAGUCUCCACUUUUAGCCGCCCUGAUCUCGUCAAGCUUGGGACGUGUAAGAAGAUUGAAGAAGUCAUGAUUGGGGAAGAUAAGCUUAUCCAUUUCUCUGGGUGUGCUCUGAAUGAAGCGUGUACGGUCGUCAUCCGCGGCGCAACUCAGCAGAUCCUGGACGAGGCGGAGAGGUCGCUCCAUGACGCGCUGUGCGUGCUCACCCAGACAGUCAAGGAGACAAGGACGGUCAAUGGUGGAGGCGCAUCUGAAAUGCUGAUGGCACACGCCGUCUCCCAGCUUGCCGCCAAGACGCCAGGGAAGGAGUCCGCGGCUAUGGACGCAUUCGCUAAUGCUCUCAGACAGCUGCCAACCAUCAUCGCUGAUAAUGCUGGUUAUGACAGCGCUGACUUGGUCGCCAAACUCCGUGCAGCACAUACACAAGGGAAAAACACAUAUGGACUGAACAUGGUUAAUGGCACUGUCGGUGACAUGCGUGAUCUCGGCAUCACUGAGUCGUACCAGGUCAAGCGCCAGGUGCUGCUCUCUGCCGCUGAGGCCGCUGAGAUGAUCGUACGAGUCGACAAUAUUGUCAAAGCUGCACCCAGAAUGCGCCGUCCGAGCACUCCAGAUAUUGAGCGCUUCUGAGAAACAGAGAUUGGCAAGUGACAUAGUAAAAUAUCCUCUUUGUCACAUCAUCUAAGGACAGAACAACGGAUAGAAAGUUCUAUUUAUUUACGGUCGUUUACAUCCCUAAAUUUUUCGUUUAUUUUACAUUUGAUAUUUUGAUAGAUACAUAUUUAUUAUGUGCAGUAAAAAAAAUCUUUAACUUCUAACAAAUAAGAUAAAAUAAUAUAGACUUGUAAGAUAAAAAGUGCUAAAAGCAUGAAAUGCCAAAUAAUAGUAAAUACUUAAAGUAACCAAAUAUUUAAUUUUUUGGAGAAAAUGAUAUAUACAUAUAGUUAACCUAGAGGUGAAAGUAGUUUAAGGUAACUUUUGUUUUUUGGAAACUGUGUAACAGCAUCACAUAGUGUUUUUGGAAUUUAUAUUAACUUUAUAAGAUUCCUUAGUGUGUGAACAGAAAUACAUUACCUGUCCCAGACAUGCUUAUAAUUUUUAUCAAUGCUGAUGCUGUUUGGAUGGGGCUUAUCGAUUUGAAUGUGUGAUCUAUUUUUCAUGUUACAAAUCCAGCAAAACGUUGAAAUAAACUUACUACACUUUAA